Molecule: messenger RNA, 594 nt
Organism: Telopea speciosissima
Lineage: Eukaryota; Viridiplantae; Streptophyta; Magnoliopsida; Proteales; Proteaceae
Product: ubiquitin-60S ribosomal protein L40
Exons: 5
Coding region: 62-448 (128 amino acids)
Biological process (GO): protein ubiquitination; modification-dependent protein catabolic process; translation
Cellular component (GO): cytoplasm; ribosome; nucleus
Molecular function (GO): structural constituent of ribosome; protein tag activity; ubiquitin protein ligase binding
Source: RefSeq, a predicted model, not a curated record
AAGUCAAGAGUAGAGCGGCGGAGAGGCGGAGAGGCGGUUUGAAGAAGAGCAGAAGGAGAAAAUGCAGAUCUUCGUGAAGACCCUAACCGGGAAGACUAUAACCCUCGAGGUCGAAUCCAGCGACACUAUUGACAAUGUGAAGGCCAAGAUCCAGGACAAGGAAGGGAUUCCUCCUGACCAACAGCGACUGAUAUUCGCUGGGAAGCAGCUCGAAGAUGGCCGUACUCUUGCCGACUACAAUAUCCAGAAAGAAUCAACACUGCAUCUUGUUCUGAGGCUUCGUGGUGGGAUUAUUGAGCCAUCACUGAUGGCGUUGGCCAGAAAGUAUAACCAGGACAAAAUGAUUUGCCGCAAAUGUUAUGCACGCUUGCAUCCCCGGGCUGUUAACUGCAGGAAAAAGAAAUGUGGGCACAGCAACCAGCUAAGGCCAAAGAAGAAGAUCAAGUAGAUGUAACGUUAAGGUGUUGGUAGGGAUGGUAGUAUCUUGGAGGAUAUGUUUUAGGACGAUAUUUGGAAGCCCUGCUUGUGAGAAUUUUAUCAUGACCCUCAAACAACGAUGUUGUGAAUUUUGUGUUAGCCGUUUUGUGCUUUGAC